This is a messenger RNA of Musa acuminata AAA Group (dessert banana), 2122 nucleotides long. RefSeq names its product eukaryotic translation initiation factor 4B1. Gene Ontology annotation, molecular function: translation initiation factor activity; mRNA binding. The transcript is spliced from 3 exons. The record is from RefSeq and is a predicted model, not a curated record. The coding region runs from base 215 to 1867 and encodes 550 amino acids. Lineage: Eukaryota; Viridiplantae; Streptophyta; Magnoliopsida; Zingiberales; Musaceae.
AAUUUGGUGUGCGAGACGCAAUCGUUGUUGUUAUUGUUACCCUCGGUGACGGUCUUCGGCAUCUGACACUACUGCCUUCAGCCGGUGCACGAUAGCGAAGUGCCUCCUUCCUCCGGCACACGGUAGCUGUCCUCGGCUUCCCCGAAGGAACCCUAAGUCUCUCUCUCUCUCUCUCGAUCCAAACCUUAGCCCUAACGAUCGGGUCGGGAGAGGAAUGUCCAAGGCGUGGGGCGGCGUCGGCGCGUGGGCGCUCGACGCGGAGCGCGCGGAGGCAGAGGAGCGCGAGAGGCAGGCGGAGGAGCCGCUUCCGGUGAGCUCUCACGUCGCCAGUGAGCCAGACCAGAAUUUCCCCAGUCUGAAGGAUGCGGCCUCCUCGAGGCAUAAGAAGAAGAAGCCCACCGCUAUGUCCUACGCACAGUUUGCCGCGGGAAGCUUCGGCGGUGGAGCCGGCAGCGGCCGCCGAGACCUGUCCUUCCAGUCGAAGGGUCUCACCCCCGAUGAGAAGCUCGACCUCCCCACCGGUCCCAGGGAACGAUCGCAGGAGGAGCUCGAGUACGGUCGACUUGGCGGCGGAUUCAGGACGUAUGGUGGUGGUGGCGGAGGUGGCCCCCGCGGAGGAUUCCCGGGCCGUAGGGCUGACGAUGGCGAUGGCGAUGGUUCGUGGGGCGGCGCCGGUAGUGGAAGGAGGGGCUACGGUGGUUUCGAUGACGAGCAACGGAGGGGUCUGCCUGCUAGGGUUUCUGAUUUUGACCAGCCAUCUAGAGCCGAUGAAGUCGAUAACUGGGGCAUUGGAAAGAAAUCGUUUGUUCCUCCGCUGACUGAGGGUAGGCGGCGUGAUUCCUAUAGCUUCCUGGGUGAUGGCAGUUCAUCUAGGGCUGAUGAGGUAGGUCACUGGUCAACUGCGAAGAAGCCACUCCCAUCCAAGUACCCAGGCUUUGGCUCAGGGUUUGGGGAUUCUCGUGCUUUAUCUGGUUCUGAUCGAUGGGGAACGAGUAGAGAAGGAGCAAUACAGGACGGUCAAGGGAGGCAAAAACUUGUUUUAGAUCCACCAAAGAGGGAUGCUGCUGCACCAAGCGAGCCUGCGAGGACUCGGCCAAGCCCUUUUGGAGCUGCGCGUCCUAGGGAGGACGUUUUGGCAGAGAAAGGAUUGGACUGGAGGAGCAUGGACUCUGAGAUUGAGAUCAAGAAGACCAGCAGGCCUGCUAGUUCACAUUCUAGCCGACCUUCUAGUGCACAAUCAAGCAGGCCUGUGAGUCCGGGAUUGCAAUCAGGAGCUGCUGCAGCUGAGGUAAUAGUUAAACAUGGACCGAGGGUGAACCCGUUUGGAAAUGCAAAGCCCCGGGAGGUUCUGUUGCAGGAAAAGGGAAUAGAUUGGAGGAAAAUUGACAGGGAGCUGGAGCAUCGGAGUGUGGAAAGAUCUGAGACUGACGAAGAAAAGCUACUAAAAGAAGAGAUCAAUUACCUGAAGACAUCGAAAAAAAACCCUGAGGGAUUAUCUUCUGAAGAAUUAUCCAACCUUGAUAAGGAAAUAGCAAAGAAGGCAAAAAAUCUAGAGGAUCUAACGCGUUUGUUGAAUGACAAGGUUCGAUUUGGUCAAAAAGCCACAACCAUUAGACCGGGACAUGGUGCUGACCGGAGUGAUACAUCAUCCACAAGACCACCAUCUCGAUCUGGUAUGUCUGAUGGUUCUAGGAGCAUCGAGUUUGUUGAGUCCGUUGACAGACCACAGUCACGUGACGGGAUUGGAGAUGCAUGGGAAAAGACAAUGAAUGACAGACGAGAGUUUCGACAUGGAAGGGAUAAAGGCUUCUUUGACAAAAGAAACGGGGACAGCCAUCUCAGGUCAAAUUCUAGGGAACGGUGGUGAAUGUUGUCGUUGUCGAUUCAUUGGGUUCGAUGACAACAAAGACAAUAGGACUCAGUUUAUUUAAUCCCCUUUCUCUGGUUGAUUCUUUGGCCAUGAAACUCGAAUAGCCAUGAGAAUCUUUUCAUCAUUGCCGCACUGUUGCGGUGUAAGGUUUAAGUUUUUUCUCAUGUCAAGGCAAGCAGCAUCCUAAUCUUAUAGAAUGUUGAAUCUCUUAAUCAUCAAUGCUUGAAUGAUGUUUCUUCUGAAUUGAAGCAA